This is a messenger RNA of Alternaria conjuncta, 432 nucleotides long. RefSeq lists its product as uncharacterized. NCBI's taxonomy places the organism in Eukaryota, Fungi, Ascomycota, Dothideomycetes, Pleosporales, Pleosporaceae. The coding region runs from base 1 to 432 and encodes 143 amino acids. The transcript is spliced from 2 exons. The record is from RefSeq and is a predicted model, not a curated record.
AUGCAGCUUAAAGCGACUAACAAGUACUACGAGGAGAAAAAGAAUAAACUUCUCGUCGAUCUUCUGGAUAUCCGCGAGGAGGUGAAGCUCCUAGUUGAAAUAAAGGAUAUCCUCGAUGAGAUCAACAUCAUUCUUUCGGUACUAGACAUACAACGGACGGUCAUCAAGCAGCGACGAAAGGCGGAAGGAUUGACUUUCCUAGGCUCGUCAGCUGCAGAGGUUCUCAUCAAAGCCGACAUAGAUGACUUCAAGAAGCUUGAAGGUCACAGUCGCACGAUACAGGAGAAGAUCAAUACUUUAAUGGAUCUCAAGCAAAAGGCUGCAAAUGCCUGGGAAGCACGAGAAGCUCGUGAAACCACAGUUGCAGCGAGCAAACAAGGAAAUGUAGGAAAGCCCCGUGUUGUCCCGUUCCUCCCAGCUUAUUAUCUAUAG